CGCGGUGCGUGGUGACGCUACUAGCGGCGAGUGCGGGCUGGGUUACCACGGCGAGUGGUGAGGACAUGGAACCGGUGUGGUGUUACAGGGUCCGGUUGUCAUGAGGGCGGAGUCAGCAUAAAGAGAUGAUGAAUCAGUCCCCAUCCUUGUUGAACAACAUAUGGAAGAAGUAAUGAAUAACAAAGGCUUCUCUGGGUGAGAGGCUUCAAAGCUCAUCCACUUAAAGUGUGGCCUGAUAGCACCAACAAUGAUCCAACUGGCUGAAUCCUGAAAUGUAUGGCCAAACCAGGUUUUUGCUGUAGUGUGACAUGGAGGGUGCUACUGGUGUUGGAGGGACUUCAGAUGAUUUUCUAAGGUUGAAGAGAGCUUCACCACUGCUGGAUGAGGAUGAUUACUUUCCAGAGCUGCUAACCCUCCCUCCUCGCGAUCGUCUUGAUUGGGAAGAGACUAUUAGCACUAUGGCGAGGAGCGCUGAUAUUCCUGAUCUCCCUGGAGAACUUCCACUCCGUCCCUGUGGAAGCACAGCCAGCAUGAAAGUCAAACAUGUUAAAAAGCUGGCAUUCACGAAAGGGCACUUUCCCAAGCUUGCUGAAUGUGCCCAUUUCCACUACGAAAAUGUUGACUUUGGCAGCAUACAACUGGUGCUGACAGAGGAACAGAGUGAUGUGAGCAAGAAUGGUGCUGACACCAAAGACCUUGUGUUUCUCGUUCAGGUCUCCUGUCAGGGCAGGAGUUGGAUUGUGAAGCGGAGUUAUGAAGAUUUCCGGGUGCUGGAUAAACAUCUCCAUCUCUGUAUUUAUGACCGCCGAUUUUCCCAGCUGGUGGAGCUGCCGCGUACAGAUUCGCUGAAGGACGGUGCAGAGACAGUUACCCAAAUGCUGAUGGCGUAUCUUGCCAGGCUUACUGUCAUAGCUGAUAAUAAGAUCAACUGUGGGCCUGCUCUUACAUGGAUGGAGAUAGAUAACAAAGGGAACCAUCUACUGGUGCACGAAGAGUCCUCCAUCAAUGUUCCUGCCAUUGCCGCUGCACACGUGAUUAAGCGAUACAUCGCGCAGGCUGCAGAUGAGCUGUCCUUUGAGGUUGGGGAUAUUGUGUCUGUUAUUGACAUGCCUCCCAAGGAAGAUACCACAUGGUGGAGGGGAAAGCAUGGGUUUCAGGUUGGAUUCUUUCCCAGUGAGUGUGUGGAGCUCAUUAAUGACAAAAUUCCUCAUUCUGUGACGAGCGUAAUGCCAAAGCCAGUUUCAAAAAAGCACGGCAAGCUCAUAACCUUCCUACGCACCUUCAUGAAGUCACGGCCAACCAAACAAAAGCUGAAGCAGCGAGGAAUCCUGAAGGAGCGUGUGUUUGGCUGUGACCUCGGCGAACACUUGCUAAACUCUGGCCAAGAUGUCCCCCAGGUACUCAAAAGCUGCACAGAUUUUAUUGAAAAAUAUGGAGUGGUGGAUGGCAUUUAUCGACUUUCAGGAAUUGCAUCCAAUAUUCAGAAGCUACGGCACGAAUUUGACUCCGAGCAGAUUCCUGAGCUGACAAAGGAUCUCUACCUCCAGGAUAUCCAUUGUGUUGGGUCCCUUUGCAAACUCUACUUCAGAGAGCUACCUAACCCACUGCUGACCUACCAAUUAUAUGAGAAGUUUUCAGAUUCUGUAUCAGUGGCUUCUGAUGAGGAUCGCUUGGUUAAAAUUUAUGAUGUCAUCCAGCAGUUGCCCCCUCCUCAUUACAGGACUCUCGAAUUUCUGAUGAGGCAUUUGGCUCAGUUGGCAACCUACAGUUACAUCACUAACAUGCACACCAAGAACCUGGCUAUUGUCUGGGCUCCAAACCUUCUGAGGUCUCGGCAGAUCGAAUCGGCUUGCUUUAGUGGCACUGCUGCCUUCAUGGAGGUUCGGAUUCAGUCUGUGGUUGUCGAGUUCAUUCUCAAUCAUGUGGAUGUCCUAUUCAGCUCCAAGCUUAGCUCUGUAAUCCGGGAGGGAGCAGCAGGACAUAUAUCUUUGUCUCGGCCCAAGUCCUUGCUGGUGUCAUCCCCUUCCACAAAACUGCUGACUUUGGAGGAAGCCCAGGCUCGAACUCAGGUACAAAUCAGCUCCCCUCUCACUUCAGACAGCAAGUACAUCGAGGUCGGUGAAGGGCCUGCAGCAUUACAGGGACGCUUCCAUACGGUCAUUGACUUCCCAAUUGACAGGAAGAGGACAACCAGCAAAUCGAAGAAGUCACCUGUUGGCACUUGGCGCUCUUUCUUCAACCUUGGCAGAUCCUCGUCUGUGGUCAAACGGAAACUACAUCGUAAUCCCAGUGAACCAUCAGAGAUGAAAUCCAUGGUUUUGACAGCAAAGGGUGAUUCAGGAACACUUCGUUCUGCGAAAAGUGAAGAGUCUCUUUCAUCUCUGCACAAUGUGGAAGGAGAAUCCAAGGUGUACAGACCUAGAAGGCCUCGGUCCAGCAGUGAUGCUCUGUCUGUUUCCUUCAAUGUUGGUGGCCUUCCCAGCCUCAACCACUGCAAUUCCUAUGACAACCUUCCCAAUGACGAGAGUGAAGGAGAGGAUACCAUUCUCCAAGUGCCUGCACUGGUGUCUUCUAGUAUGGAUGAAGUGGAACUGAGCCCACCAGAUAUGGGGGCAGCUGGGCUUGACUUUGACCCAAUGUCUUUUCAGUGUAGUCCACCGCGGGCACAACUCUUUGAGCUGGACAACAGUGCAUCUCAGGUGGACUCCUCACCCACUGGCAGAGACAAUUUGAAUGGUAGUGUGAAGGAGUCAGAAUUUGGCGGUGUGUGCCUAACCCCUGGAAAUGCUACUAGUUCCGAACCAGCCUCUCACUCCCCAGAUAAAGUACUGAGCCCAUUCUUCUCACCAGAUCUGAGCCCCACUGACGAGAAACUAGUUAAACCGUCUUCAUUUGCGGAAAAGGUUGUUCAUGCCUUCUCCCCAAAAAUUGGACGCAAGUCACCCAAGUCUCCUAUGAUGAAUAUUUCUGAACCGAUCACAAUCUCUGUUCCGACACGUGUAUCUGAAAUGAUUGGCAACAUGGCUGCUUUCUCAGGGGCUUCAUCUGCACCUUGCAACAGCCCCACAGGCAGUAACAAUAUCAGCAAGUCACCUCCACAGAUGAUGUCGAUGCUGCUGAAGACCAGUGAUGUGCAGCUGCCCGAGGGCUGCCGCCAGGAGAUUCACAGCAAGCUUUCUGUUGCUGCACCAGGUUCAGAGGCUAAAGGGCAUGAUCUGACCAGUCAUCACAAGUCUACACCUUCUGCCCUCUUCCAAACAAGUGUCAAAUGGCAAAGUGCAGACCAGCAUGAACUGACCGAUCAAAACAAAACUAAACAAUAUUCACAGGCAAAAGGGCAGAGUUUGGAUUGGCAUGAAUCCAUCAAUCAAAGCAAGGCUGCGUCAUCAGCCCAGUCACAAAUGGAGGCAAAAGGACCAAGUCCAGAAUGGCAUGAACUAACCAUUCAGAGCAAGACUACAUCAUCUACCCAAUCACAAGUGACUCAAGUGGAAUCCCCUCAGGAGGCUCCAGUGGUUAGCUCUGUGCCUCUAAUUCCACCACCUCCACCCCCAAAGAGUGCUGCCCGUUUGCUGGCGUUGGCCCUGGCAGAGAGUGCCCAACAGGCUACUGUCCACUCUCAGAAGAAGCCUCAUGCAGGGGGUCAGGGCUCAGGGGACCAGCAUCUGCACACCAUACCUUGGACAGAACCGUGUUCAGCACUUCCCACAGCCAGCCGUCAGACUACUGUACAGCCAAGUGUCGAACCGCAGCCAGCUACGGGUCAGGUUCCCCCAAGCACUGCGCCAGGGCCCACAGCUUCAGGCCAGGUUCGAACAGCAGUGUCUCCAGGGGUUCCCGUCAAGCAAUCUGAGCCACGCGAGCUUGAACAGGUUGGGUCAGCUCUCGGCCCCAGUACUGGCUGUGUUAAUCGAGCUGCCACAGGCCUGGACAUUCACUGUGGACAUCAGGGGAAAGCAAGAGGCAAUGCUCAAGCACCAGUUACACACCCAAGAGCAGAGUCUGCCCCUGUGGAUCACAGUGUCUACAGUGCCAGUCCACCAGUGCCUCCCCUCCGAUCAGUGGAAAGCAGGGUGCCAUCUAAUCAUUCCGGGCCUGAGACCAUUACAGCCUCCAACUUCCAUUCAUUCCUGGCUUCAACAACAAUACCAUCAUCCAUUGAAGAUGCUUUACCCCAACCUCCUCCUCCCAAGCCACCUUUUCUGUGCCAGUCACAUCCUUAUCAUUCCAAGAUGGAAUCCUUACCAGAUAUGGAUAACCACUUCCACCAGAAGCAUGCUCAUUCCAUGAAGCCUGUCUUGUACCAGUGCCGGGCUGACAGUGUCCCUCAGCAUUUAUCCUGUCCGUCCAGGUCAGAGAGCACUCCACAACAUCUGCACUAUGGUUCCCGGCCUGAAAACAUUCCCGCAGCCGCAUCUCGUUUCAACAAUUUUACCAGCCAGCCCAAAGCAGUCUCCAUUCACCUUCCCAAACCUCGGCUAUCCCGGUCAGAUUACGUCCCGGUGGGGAAUCCAGUCAUGCGACCAUUUGUGUGCCCACAUUCCCAGUUUGAGGAGCCUGUAUACCCAGCGAUAAGGCGGGUGCACUCUCUGCAUGUGCCAUCAUCUUCCAUCCGGUCGGUUCCCAUUUCAAGAACUGAGGUGCCUCCAGGUGAUGAGCUCUACUAUUAUCAGAGACCGAUCUACCAGUACAAGCCCUGCCAGGCUCCACCACUUCAGUCAGAUUACCAUGUCACUCAGCUGCAGCCAUACUUUGAAAAUGGUCGAGUCCAGUACAGGUACAGCCCUUACUCCACCUCUGGACUUAACCUGCACGGGACUGACUGUAUGAUUUAUGAUCUUGCCGAUUCCUACGGUUCAGUAAGGCUAAGGCAUUUCCAUUCUUUCACAAGCCGAGAUAUCCCACCCUACGUGGGUAGAUUUCAGGGUAAAAUCUUCCCAUAUCCCAAUGCACCUCCAUACCCACGCAGCGCUGCGCACGCCAAUGCGAUGAGUAGGGAGCACAGUUUUGUGAGUCGAGAUGUGCCACCAUCUCCAGAUGUGAAGCUGGCGCACAUGAUGUGGGACCCAGAGGAAAUUGAGAAGUCCCGCUUUCAGUCCAUUCGCCGAGAGGUCCGCAGCCGCCAGAAGACCAAGGGGUUAGUAAUGUCGCAGUAUGACAACGUGUCCCCCAACUUGCAGGAAGAAUUUGGCGGCCUAGAGAUCAGCCACUCCAGAAGUAAGUCAGAUCCUGGGAAAACUGGCAUGGUGGUGAGUGAGGGAAAAGAGAGAUGGCAUCCUGCCACCUCAAAGAGCUCAGACAUUGAUCCACAGUAUGUCCGACAGUCACCAGACUGUGAGCUGGACAGUGGAGCGUACCUUGAGCCAACGACUCCUCACCACCAACCCUUUGGAAAUGGGCAACUUGAAAAGCCAGCACUUCCUCAGAAACAGAACCCCAACAGGACCAGAAGGCCACACGAACCUGCCUAUGACCAAACACAAUAUGAUUCCUGUCAAAGGUCCUCUACAGAUUCCAAAGGGGGGCAGGCGUACAACACACAUUCUGCAGGUUAUGGCUUGAAGCAUAGACCAGAUCACCCAGAUUCACGAACAUAUCCAUCCGCAACUGGUAAAUACAUGCUUGCUUCUCACGAGCCUUUACAGACUUAUGAAGAUUCCUUUCGGACAGCAAUUGACAGGCCAGAUUUAGAGAGAGCAAAAGUGAGAGGAGCUGGAGGGGAGCACCCUACCAGAGACUGUUACACCAAGGAGGGCGAGGAGCUUGCCAAGCCAUUGUUAUCGAGCCAAGCUGAGAGGAGUUAUGGCACCAAAUUUCAGCAGCAUCCCGAGCCACUGGGAAGGGAACAGUCCCUGUCGUACCCAUACCCCUGUCUUGGUCACCCAGGCAGUAAGCGGCACAGUACGCUGACGGUGAUGUCUCAGUAUGAUAACUUGGAUGACUGUCACACUCUGGCUCAGCAGCAGAAACGAGGGCUGGGAGGAAGUGCCCCAUAUGUACCUCCGAGCUACAGUCAACCUCCAGGCAGGACAUUUAGCACUGCUUUGGGCCAGGGAAGCUUCAUAUCUACGGAGCUGGCAAUGCAGAGGGCUGAGACAGAAGUACACGUGGAAUGAGCAGAAGUUUUACUCUGUACAGUCUCUGCUGGGCAGUGGACUGUUUUAUUUUUCAAAAGAUAACCCGAGUACUGUUUUUAAAUGCAUAGUAUGUGGAAUGUUGGGCCUUCUGUGUUGUGUAUUUUGAGCACAUAUAUGAAAUGUGAGACUACAUUUUGUGCCCUCGGUGAAUGACUCUCAGCUUAGUGUUUACGAUUGUCAAGAUUCUGCAGGAGGCUCAACACUUAAGGGGAUUAUCUUCCUAAAUUCCUUCUAACAAGAACAGUUACUGUUCAGUAGAGCUGCUGGGGAGAAGUUGUUAAUUCUCUCUACCUUGAUCAAAUCCGCACCUCCCACACACUGGCUCUCAUUUUCUGCUGCAGGGCUGGCUCUGUCUUAGUCAACCCUCAACACGUACAGAUGCGUAAACGCACACGCACACACAGACACACACGCACACGUGCAUGCACACACACACACACACACCCACCCCUCAUGUUACAGCUGUCUCUGUCUACACCCAAUCACCUCUCAACCACAUGCUCCAGUUGAAUAAAUAAUCACGUAUGUUCCAAUAGACUUCCUCUCUCGUAGUAAACAGUCUCAGAAGGCUGGUCCUUUUCUAUUUUGAAGUUUAGUUUAUUUGAAGCACAGUACUCACCCUCCAGUUGGCUUUCUAACCAGUCACCAGUGAUGAAAAAUAAUCACAUAAAAUACCACCUGCCUAAUGCUGAGUGACCACCUCAAUGUCAGCCUUAACCAGAAGAUAUUCCAGUUUGGGAGUAGGUAAAUUCAGCUGAUUUUAGAUAAACUUUUUUUUGUUUUAAACCUAUUAUCCUUCUAUGUAGAUACUAACAUACUGUUCCAGGAAUCCUAACUAACAAAUUGUGCCAUUUGAUUUGAUGUACCAAGGCUUUAAUCAUUUUCGUGCCCAGUUUAGAAUCCUGUAUAUUAAUUGAGUCCAGUUUGAGACCUAUCACCUUGAGUAUUCUCCCUGUGCAUUUACCUGUAUAAACAGGCUACAGACAGCACGCGGCACAGAUUCUGCAUUAAAAUUUAUAGAUAGCGUUCAGAAAGGGUCAUUGAAAGUGAGAAGUCCUCCAUCACAGACCUCAGUGUACUGAGAUUAUCCUUCAGACUCGUAGGAAUGGUGGUGUCUUUGUUAGUUACUGGAGCCAGCAGGAGAAUGUUUAGACAAUUGCCAUAUUGUUUCAAGCAGUAACAGAAGUAGUGGAAAUACUUUGCAGGGUAACAAGAGUUAACAGUCCAGACUUUCCAUCAGGGCAGGAGAUGAGCAACUUUUAAACUAGAUCAGAGGUGGUGACAGAAGUGUGUAUGUGGAGCGGUGGGUAGGGAAAUAACAUAGUAGAAGGUAGCAGGUAAGGGAAAUUAGAUGGCUAAAGGAACAAUAAUCUCAGGUAAAGUGGAUGUUUUUCAGAAGAGACAUGGAACAAACAGUUCAGAAAAGGUGGAAAUGACAAGAGUAGGUCGCUGGAGUGUGAAAAGCAUGGGCAGUCUGGCUAAGUGGGGAUUUUUAAUGUGGCUCAGGAAUGUCAAGAAAGAUAUGUAGAUCCUGAGGGUGCAGGCCCCCGUCUCAGCCACAUAUUUAACAGGGAUCCUACCCAAGGCUGCGCCCACUGCAGUAUUUUCCAUUGUAGUGUUGUCACCAAAGCUGUUGCAUUGGUGUUGAUAUAACUGUAGCAUUUGCUGGUCUCUCUGUUAGUAAAACUAGCCAGAAAGUUGUUUUUCAUGAAAAGGCUAAUAGUUUAACUGAAUGUGUAACUCUAAUGAUGGUGACAUCCCCAACGAAACUAGGUAAUCCUUUUGAAAUUGUUGUCGGAAUAUUUGUGCGACAUAUUGGUGCCAUGGUAGCGUAGCAGUUAGCGCAACGCUAUUACAGCUCGGGGCGUUCCGGAGUUCAGAGUUCAAUUCUGGUACAAUUCUGUAAGGAGUCUCUGUACGUCCUCCCCGUGGAAUGCGUGGGUUUUUCUCCGGGUGCUCUGGUCUCCUCCCACAGUUCAAAGACAUUCUGGGUAGGUUAACUGGUCAUUGUAAAUUGUGCCGGGAUUAGGUUAGUGUUAAUUGGGUUUGUCGGGGUUUGCUUGGGUGGCAUGGCUCAAAGGGCCUUCUCCGCGCUGUAUCGAUAAGUAAAUAGAUAGAUAUUCAGUCAGAAAGGAGCAAUGGGCAAGGCUGCAGUCAUUGGCUGGGUGUGUAGAGAACAUUCUUCAUUAACUGAAAUUGGAUAAUUUCAUCCACAACCUCCACUAAAUCAUGCGACAUGCUGAAGGUAAACUGAAGUAGAACCCUUUCUGCAAUUCAGUUCUGCAACAGUUCAGCUGUGUGUGUUUGUGCUUGUGUGUGAUAGACCUCAGUUAGAUUUCUUCCUAUCAAGUAUAAAGCUAAUUUCAAAGAGUUGUGCAUUGUUUCAGUGAAUAGAGUACACUGUGCAGUGGCAAAACAAAGUGAAAACAAACUAAGAUGUCUGGAAAUAUACAGCAGGCAUGUGUCAGUCUGUGAGUGUGAGGUGGAUUUUAGAUGCCACAGCUGUCCCUACAUGAACUUGGCUCAUUGGGUACACUGUGCAUUUCUAGCAUUUUCAAAUUUUAUUUCAGAUUACCACUAUUCCCAUUAUAUUUAAGAUGGGAAUGAAACCCUCUGAAUAAUUAAGCUUCUUACAUAUGUUGGUUAAUGGACAGGAAUAACAAUUUAUCCUCAGUAAAAAUUACAUGCUGUGACAUCGCCUGUAAACUUAGCUGUGACCCCUCAAUCAGCAAGCUUGUUUAGAUAACUGCGGCGUACUCCAUAUAACAUAGUGUAAAAUGGGCUCUGACCUCCUUCGGAUUAUCAUUAAUGCAUUGUCAGUCUUAAUAUAUGGAGGGGUCAGUGUUGCUGCAGCUCCAGUUAGAGCUAGCUAUUGUGUCAAACCGUGGUAAGAGCAUGAAGUGUAUGUUUCACCCAGUGCCUGAAAAACCAAGUCAAGAUCGUUUGUACUUAACUUGUGCUAAUGAGACAUAAUGUUUGAAAAACACAUCAGUGGUUUUAUUUAAGAGAAAUAUAAUAGCCCAAGUUUGCAACACACCUGAAUUCCUGAUGAAUCCAGUCCUGGGAAUCUGUCUCCCAGCUAUCAAUUGCUACCUGUAAUUGAUCUCUAUUUUCUGUGUCUUUUUGAGUUUGUCUUGGUGUAAAGAGUGAUGAGCAAACCUGGUGUAAUUAAGUGUAAAUACUGGAUUCUGUUUGUGAUUCCUGUACAUACUGAACACUUCCCUGCUGCUGGCUAAUGCCAAUUGUGUAUUGGAACCAGAGUUUCUGUUCUUUUGUACUGAAUCCUGAUGAAGCUGGACUUGCACAAUUCAGCAGUAUUGCGUUGUUCCAUCACACAGGAUCUCAGCUGCAUUACAUAAAAAAAGCAACAUCAACUAAAGACAAAUUGGCUCUGGUUUACUCAGGAAUUAGUGUCUAAAAUCUUAAAGAUGACUUAAGGGAUUCACAAUGUGGUUUGCACAAUCUGGACCGUAACAUAUCUCUUGUCUCUGUUCUAAUUAAUUACAUUCAGGACAAAACGUAUGUGGUUCCCCUGCAGAAGUACACAUGCUAACCAGAGACUGAUACCCUUCAGUGUGGCUCUUUAUCAUGUGUCGCAUUCAUCGGUCAUCACCUGCAGUGCAAUUUUACCAGGGUAAUAUCCAGGAGGCUUUGAGAUACUUUCCAACCUCAUCAGCUAAGGAGUUAGUUUUUUUUAAAAAAAGUCUCCUGAAUUACUUACAUUACAGUUGCAAGAAAAAGUUUGUGAACCUUUUGCAAUUAUCUGGUUUUCUGCAUUAAUUACUCAUAAAAUGUAGUCUGAUCUUCUGCCUAUACUAAUAACACAAUCUGUCUAUAAUAACACACAAACAAUUGUACUUUUCAUGUCUUUAUUGAACAGAUUGUUUAAUCAUUCACUGUCCAGGCUGGAAAAAGUGUGUGAACCCUUGUAUUUAAUAACUGGAAGAAUCUCCUUUAGCAGCAGUAACCUCCGCCACACGUUUCCUAAUACUGCUGAUCAGACUUGCACAACAGCAAGGAAGAAUUUUAGACCAUUGCUUCAUACAAAUCUGUUUCAGUUCAUCAAUAUUUCUGGGAUACCUUGCAUGAACAGCCAUCUUCAGGUCAUGCCACAGCAUCUCAAUUGGGUAAGGUCUAGACUCUGACUUGGCCAUUCCAAAACACAAAUUUUCUUCUUUUUAAAUCAUUCUGUUGUUGAUUUACUCUUGUGUUUUGGAUCAUUUUCUUAUUGCAACUUCUAUAAGUUUCAGGUGAUGGACCGCUACCCUGAUAUUCUCCUGUAAAAUGUCUUGAUAGAAUUUUGAGUUCAUUGUUCCCUCAAUCUGUCCAGGAUCUGAGGCAACAAAGCGCCCCAAACCAUGAUACUCCCUCCACCAUGCUUCACAGUUGGGAUGAGGUUUUGGUGUUGUGUGCAGUGCUCUUUUUCCUCCAAACAUAGCAGUGUGCAUUUCUGCCAAAAAAGUUCAACUCUUGUCUCAUCUGUCCACAGAACAUUGGCCUAGAAGCAUUGUGGAACAUUCAGGUGUUCUUUUGCAAACUUGAAACGUGCAGCAAUAUGUUUUUUUUUGAAGAGCAGUGAUUUCCCCUGUGGUAUCCUUCCACGAACACCAUUCUUGUUCAGUAUUUUUCUUAUAGAGGACACAUGAACAGAGAUUUUAGUAAGUUCCAGAGAUUUCUGCAGGUCUUUUGUUGCUACCCUUGUGUUCUUUUUCACCUCCUUCAACAUUGCACGUUGUGCUCUUGGCGUGAUCUUUGCAGGAUGCCCACUCUCAGAGAGAAUAACAGUACUGAAUUUCCUCCAUUUGUAGACAAUUUCUCUUACUGUGGGCUGAUGAACACUCAGGUCUUUACAAAUGCUUUAGCCUUUUCCAGCUUCUUGAAUCAGUGCGAUUUUUCUAAGGUCCUCUGAAAGUUGUUUUGAUCAAGGCAUGGUGCAUAUAAACAGAUCUUUCUUGAGAAAAGCUGGCUCUGUCAGUAACCUGACUUUGUGUCUUUUUUAUAGGGCAGGCCACCUCUGCAACCCACAUUUCCGAUCUCAUCUCAUUGAUUGGAAUAUCUGACUCCAAAUAACUUUGUAGAAGGCAUUACCCCAGAGGUUCACAUACUUUUUUUGAACCUGGACUGUGUUUGUUUAAAUAGUGUACUCAGUAUUGACAAGAAGUAGUACCAUUGUUUGUGUGUGAUUAACUUAGGCAGAUUGUGUUUGUCUAUUAUUGUGAUUUGGAUGCCAGUGGACUUUACACAAAAACAAGUGAGGGACUAAACCGGAGGGUCUCCCAGAUGGCAGUAAUGCAAGGUCUGUCCUUCCCAGCAGAUCUCUUUCAGAUCUACAGGGCUGUGGUUUCUCUGUUGGUGGCUUUUCAUCAUUCAGACACCAUGUAUCCCCAGCCAUUCCCAAUUUAAGGAAUGAAUCACAAAUCCUCACAGUUGGCUCAGAUCUGAAUCUGUGGAUUCCCCACAUCCUGUCCACACCUGACUUAGUUAUUAGUCCACUGCUCAAGACUAAACUGCUGAGUGUCCCACUGGUCACACCUCAGCUUUUCAUUGACCAUUGGAGAAUUAAUCUUCGUGCAUUUUGCCUCCCAGAUUACUACCCAUUAUAUUUUUACAAAACUGACCUUUUGUCUUUUAGAGGUAGCUUUGACAGAAAGGACUUGGCAUCAGUGAAAUAACUCAUGAGCCAUCUCAAAUUUAGAGCAUGAUAACUUGCUAUAAUUACAGAAGCUUGCCCAUAGAGUAUUCAAUGAUCAUCAAGUAUACCAACACCAAAGGAUAUGGUCUCUCUGCUGCAGCCUUGCAGUGUUCAUCUCAGACUAGUAAUCUAAAUCUUACUGCUUAGCGAUUCAUCAAAUGCAGAACAUAUUGCAAAUGGGACUGUGAUAUUGUGUGGGUUGAAGGUUGAUAAGAACAUUGGGCCAUCCAUUCCACUCAGCUCCUGAGGUCUAUAGUCAUAUCCUCUCGGAUCCAAUAGAAACAGUGUGAAAUCAAGGUUGAGCACCCUUCAAUAUCCAGUGGUGGUUACAUAGUUGAGCUUAUAAGGUUCCCAUCUGAGAAAUAAGUAGGUUACAGACAUCAGUGCAAAUCAAUCUUUUUGAAACCUUUGUCAGCAAAUGUGGUUACACUGCAGAGCUGGGUGAAGUGAAUGCAAAUAUUUGUCUUUUUGGUGGUUGCAGUUUAUCAGAGGAUGGAAGCUCUGAGAGAUGUUAGGUGUGGGAAGCAAUACAUGGAGCAUUGUUCAGUUCAAGUGCUCUGAAGGGUCUGGCAAAAGACUGCAAUUGUGUGCUUUGCUUCAUUAUCCUUCUUGUUGGAGAUCAGUUCGCAACAGUAGUCCCUGAAAGAGAAAGGUGAUGAAGAGGGUCAGCUGCUGAGACAGAGAUAUUAGGGAUAAUGUACUGGUAUGGAUUGAUGGCUGGUUAACAGAAGGAAGCUGUGGAAUUAACUGUGUUGUGUUCGGUUUAGAAAGCUUUGACCAGUGGUAAUAGGUGUUGGAUACUUCAGAUGGUGGUUGGACUCCAGAGAUUCAAUUUACAGUACUGUGCAAAGGUCUUGGGCACAUAUAGUGAGCUAGGGUGCCAAAGACUUUCACAGUGUACUAUAUUUGUCAACAUGGAGCAGGGAGCGAGUUUGUAAAUCCGGCAGGAGCAAAGGAUGUUGGGAAUAGUGAGAAUGGAGUAUUGCAGGAGGG
Molecule: messenger RNA, 12822 nt
Organism: Mobula hypostoma (lesser devil ray)
Lineage: Eukaryota; Metazoa; Chordata; Chondrichthyes; Myliobatiformes; Myliobatidae
Product: rho GTPase-activating protein 32-like
Exons: 24
Coding region: 309-6116 (1935 amino acids)
Biological process (GO): small GTPase-mediated signal transduction
Cellular component (GO): nucleoplasm; actin cytoskeleton; fibrillar center
Molecular function (GO): GTPase activator activity; phosphatidylinositol binding; protein binding
Source: RefSeq, a predicted model, not a curated record